Molecule: messenger RNA, 1259 nt
Organism: Colossoma macropomum (tambaqui)
Lineage: Eukaryota; Metazoa; Chordata; Actinopteri; Characiformes; Serrasalmidae
Product: polymeric immunoglobulin receptor-like
Exons: 7
Coding region: 330-1130 (266 amino acids)
Source: RefSeq, a predicted model, not a curated record
CUCCAUAUUAAUGCCCAUGGUUUUAGAAUGGGAUGUCCAAUAAGUUCAGGCGCAUUUGGUCACUGAUGCUAAUGGGAGGAGCUGUGAAGUUCAACACAUCAACACAAGACAUACCACAGAAACAGGAAAUAAAAGUCAGUGCCACAAAGACAAGAGUAUUUACUGAAUUAAAGUUUAUGUACACAUCACAGAGGCUGACCUUCAGAUCAGGAUGAAGACCUUCAUCUUCACCCAUCUACUUGAUCUCAGGUCAAGUGGACUGUGUUGAUGUGACUGGGUACACAGGAGGAAGUGUCCUUAUCAACUGCAGAUAUGAUCACACAAGAUACAUGAAUCACACAAAGUACUUCUGCAAGUUAAACCAAAGAAAAGAAUGCACUGACCAGAUUCUUUCAAAGACACAGAAUCCAGAAACUCAUAAUGGAAGAUUCUUCUUAUUGGAUGAAACUCAGCCUGGAAUGUUUAGUGUGCUCAAUAAAAAUGUAAGUCAGCAGGAUGGUGGGAUCUAUAGGUGUGGAGUACAAGACAAAGCAGCCCAGCUUACAGAUGUGACAUUGAAAGUGAAACAAGAUCCUUGUUGUGGAAAGACGCUCACACAGGAAACUGAUCCAAGAGAGACUGUUACCUUUACCUGUAAAUAUCCACAGGAGUCUAAAUAUCUCUCCAAGUACUUGUACAAAGUGAAUGAUCACAGCUAUCAUGUGGUCAUAUUUGCUCUUGGACUAUCAGCACAAAAUGGGAGGUUUUCUCUUUUUGACCAUCCACAAGAAAACCUCUUCAACGUGAGCAUCAGUGACGUGACUGAAGAGGAUGGAGGAGUUUACCUGUGUGGAGUUCAGGGACAAAAGGAUGGAGAUCUGAACCCUUACUACUCCCUCUUCAAUGAAAUACAGCUUCAUGUUGCAGGUUUAAGAACAUCUACAGGGUCCUCUGUCAUCAUCACUGUGUGUGUCUGUGUGGCCUUGCUGCUGAUUGGAGGAUUAUUACUGAUCUACAAACUGAGACGCAACAGGGCAGAAGGUUCUCCUAAUAUGAUAAUCUCCACAAAUAACACAGCUAACAGUGAUUAUGAAAAUGAUCCUCCUAGAAACCAGAACAUCAUCAGCCGGAGUCCAAUGUCCUGGAAUUAAUGCCCCAAUAUCAACCAAUCACAUUCAGCUUACCAGAGUCCAAACCCCAACAUCAAUCAAUCAGAUUCAGCCUACCAGAGUCUAAAUCCCAACACCAACCUAUCACAUUCAGCCUAUCAGAGUCUAAAC